Molecule: messenger RNA, 444 nt
Organism: Tilletiopsis washingtonensis
Lineage: Eukaryota; Fungi; Basidiomycota; Exobasidiomycetes; Entylomatales
Product: NLI interacting factor
Exons: 4
Molecular function (GO): protein serine/threonine phosphatase activity
Source: RefSeq, a predicted model, not a curated record
CAUCAGGUCGAGGUGCUGCUCGACGGCCGCAGCGUCAUCUACCACGUGUACAAGCGGCCGUACGUCGACUACUUUCUGCGCAAGGUCGCGAGCUGGUACCACGUCGUCAUCUUCACUGCGUCGGUGCAAGAGUACGCCGAUCCGGUCAUCGACUGGCUGGACCAAGGGCGCGGCCUCAUCGGCGGCCGCAUGUUCCGCGAGGCUUGCACGUACCGCAACGGCUCGUACCUCAAGGACCUGGCGCUGGUGGACACGGACCUUUCGCGUGUCUGCCUCGUCGACAAUUCGCCGAUGAGCUACCUCAUCAAUCCAGCAAACGGCAUUCCGAUCGAAGGCUGGACCCACGAUCCGAACGACGAGUGUCUGCUGGACCUGCUGCCCGUGCUCGAUGCACUGCGCUUUGCGUCCGACGUGCGCAACGUGCUCUCCAUCCGCGGCUUUUGA